Messenger RNA from Physella acuta, 837 nucleotides. RefSeq lists its product as uncharacterized. The record is from RefSeq and is a predicted model, not a curated record. Gene Ontology annotation, cellular component: extracellular region. Gene Ontology annotation, molecular function: chitin binding. NCBI's taxonomy places the organism in Eukaryota, Metazoa, Mollusca, Gastropoda, Physidae.
AGAUAGCCCCAAUAGGGUGAGGUUUUCAACACAUAUCGUAGCCGAGCAGCACAUAUGGCCUGAUAUAUAAAGCCGUGUCGCUAAACUCGGGCCGAGGUUUUAUUUUGUACCCCAAGUUCUACCACGUGCAGGACAAGGGUUGUAGGGAGUAGCUAGGAUUCGAACACACACAAAAAAGUGCAACAAGAAGAGAAUGAGUAGCUAUGUUAUUAGUGUGUUUGUCUUGGUGUUGGUAGGCGUGUGUCUGACCCAACAAGCCAUGGGUUGUACCGACAACGAGAUCCAGGCGGUGGAUCCGUACAGCAGUUGCUCCACGGAGUACAGGGUGUGUGAGCAGAACGUCUUCCGUAGGGCCAUGUGUGUCAACGGCUACAUCAACUUGGCCACCAAACGAUGCGAGCCCAGCAAGUCACAGUGCCCUGACCUAGCUAUCGCUGACAAAGCUUUCGGUAAUUUCGGACUGAGAAAGAAACGUCAAGCUACCGUACCAGACUGUACAAGAUCGUUCCUCUGUCCAGCUGAUAUGACCAACGUCUUUAUCUACCCUGACUGGCAAAACAGAAACUGUGACAGCUACGUCGUCUGCUGGAGUGGGGAGUUGAUUAUCGCCUCCUGUAAAGCAGACAACUACACCUACUACAACCCUAACCGACUCAGCUGCGAGGAGACGGCGUCGCCUAGCAACACAUGCGUCUUCCGUGAAUACACGAUCUUCCCUUAAAGAAGACGCUUUAAGAUUUGUUCAUUUCAAAAAGGAUCUCAAAAUUGUACACGCUUUUUUUUUUGGAAAAUAAAUUUGUUUUGUUAUAAAAAAAAGAAUAAACAUUCCAUCAAAUA